This is a messenger RNA of Alternaria atra, 2529 nucleotides long. RefSeq lists its product as uncharacterized. Gene Ontology annotation, biological process: Golgi to plasma membrane transport; exocytosis. Lineage: Eukaryota; Fungi; Ascomycota; Dothideomycetes; Pleosporales; Pleosporaceae. The transcript has 3 exons. The record is from RefSeq and is a predicted model, not a curated record. Bases 1 to 2529 code for a protein of 842 amino acids. Gene Ontology annotation, cellular component: cytoplasm; exocyst.
AUGCAGCGCAUCAGCUCCGACGGAUCGUCGGUACUUACCCACCAGACUUCGAGGACAUCGAUACGCGCACCACAGUUCACCCUAGAGAAGUUCACCAGCAAAGACUUUCUAGUCAAGGACUUCAUCGAGGAUCUCUCCCAAAUCGCCGUACCUGCGACACGAAGGUCUGGAGGCGCCGCUAGUCAGCAGACAUUUGACCCGAAACCGCUUAUCCGCACUUUCGAACAUGCCCUCACACGACUCAACAGUCUAUCCGAAGACCUGGAGGAGAAGGAGUCUGAGCUUUCAACAGCUGUGCGCCGUGCAGAGCUACAACACAACCAGAAUGUUGAAUCGCUAGGGAGGAGGCUGGAGGCGGCUAUGGACAGGUUCCAAAGGCUAGACAGUUCGCUGAAUGGCAAUGACGAGGGAGGCUCAGACACAGGGGGCAACGUUGCGAUGCGCAUUGGAGAGCGACUCGAAGAGCUCGAUCGCCAACGGAAAAGAGCCCUAGACGCAAAGUUCCUGAUUGAAUGCUGGCAGGAGGUCAGCGAACGGGGCGAACUCAUGAUCCUCGAGGACCAACGAAAGAACGGCGACAUAGUGCGAUGCGCCGAGAUUGCACGCCAGCUGCUGCGCAUCAGCACGCGUCUCGACCCAGAGGGCAGCCAGCGAGUCAACGGAGACGUACCGAACGGUAUGAAGAGGAGAACUGUACAUCAGUCAAGACACAACACGAAGGAGGUCAUCGAGAAAUUCUUGGAGAAUCUUGAGCAGGAUCUCCUCAGCAAGUUCCAGGAAUGUUAUGCACGUCCAAACUAUGCUGGCAUGCGCGACUGUGCCAUUGCGCUGAAGGGCUUCAAUGACGGAGCUAGUGUCAUCGGAACCUAUGUCAACCAGCAUUCUUUCUUCAUCGACCGCAUGCAGUUGAACGGAGAAGAGCUGGCGACGGAUGUAGAAACUUGGGAUCGCCUUCAGGAUCCUGAUGCGGAACCACCAGGUGUAGAGCCCACACUGCAGUCUCUCAUCGACGAAGUCAAGAUCGUCGUUCAAGAUGAAUCUGCCAUCAUUAAACGAGCAUUCCCGUACUACGAGGAGGUGCUGAUCAAAUUUCUGGAGCGCAUCUUUCAGCAGUCAAUACAAAGUCGGUUGGAGAUGGUGCUCGACAAAGCAGGAGAGCUGUCAUCACUCGCUUUUCUUCGCUCAUUACAAGCCUCCAGAAGCUACAUCACACAAUUGGUGGAUGACUUGAAAUCACAUGGGUUGACAGAGCAUCCAGAGCCUGCUACAUCGGCCGUCGCUGCUACGCUUGACCAGCAGUUGGAAGAGCUCUUCUCCUCCUACUUUAUCGGAGAGAAAUACAUUGAGCGAGAGAAGAAGAAUUUGGAAGAGUUGUACUCGUCGUUGCUGCUCAAGUUUACCAUUUACCACUCGCGGCGCAGCAAGAUGCCUACUUCCUACUUUGGGUCGCUGGCUCAGCGAGGCAAAGAGUUGGCGGCGUCCGCUCGCGACAAGUAUAUGGAACGACUGGAAAGUACCGAAUUGCCCGCCAGUCAAAAGGCGACGCUUCUCCGUAUUGCUGGCUUGAAGGAAGAUCAGCAGGAGAAGAAGGACAUUGAGGUGACCGAUGAGGAUGGCAAGCUGUCGCUACCAGUCGCCAAGCGUAUGCUCAAGUGGUUGGCAGAAGGUGUCGGGCGUGGGCUCGAGCUUUCGCCUGGUAACGAGACACCCAAGGAUGUGCAGAUACUGCUUAACCUUCUACUACGGCAGAUGGGCGAGAUCUACCUGGAGACAGCACUAGACGCCGCACAGGAUCAUGCCGUUUCGCAAGAGAACUCCAAGACACCCCCUGAUCUCACUCACCUCCCAUCGCUGCAUGCCAUCACUACAAUCCUACAUCUUCUCCAACAAACCACUACAACUAUCCUUCUCCCCCUCUGUACACCCAACCUCACCAUCCACCGCGAAAUCGAGAAGUCCACUAACAACACAACGUCAACUCUCGAGUCAAAAUUGUCCAACAUUCUCAAUCUCACAUUAACAGCGUCGCUGAACUGGGUGAGCAGAUGUUUGUCUCAACAAAAGAAGACCGACUUCAGGCCCAAAGAGGAAGACCUCAUGGUAACAAGCGAGACGCAAGCUUGUCGCGACGUCUCUGCAUUCCUGACCCGCGUCGCCUCCCAAGCCUCUGCUGCCCUCUCUGGUCGCAACCUCUCUUUAUUCCUCGCUGAACUCGCUCGUGGUCUGCGGUCCCUCGUUCUAGCCCACUUGCUCAAGUUCUCCAUCUCACAAGUAGGCGGUCUCAGUGUAUCCAAAGACAUGAACCGCUACGUUGAGCUCGUAAGAGGAUGGCCUACAGGCGAUGAGCUGGAGCCUGGAGCUAUGGAUGUUCUGACGGAUGUCAGUACGUUGUUCAUCAUUGGACCUGAGGCGCUGAGGGACAGGCUCAGGGCCGCGGGUGGGCAAGAUGCGCAAGAGCUAAAGGGGUUCAUUGCCAGGAGGGACGAUGUUGGAACUGUUGGGGUGCAAAGUGUGCUUAGUGGCUUGUAA